CUUCAUAUGUUAUUGAUUGAUUUAUUUAAACAUUCGUGAGAAAACUAUAGAUACAUUUCCUCUUACAAUCUCUAGUAAACCAAGUCAUCGCACUCGAUUAAAACAAAAAUAAUUUUUUAACGUACCUAAACCUAUGGGAAGAAAAUUCAAAAUUCGCGCUCUCAGCAACCGGCAUAUGUCAGAGCCCGCCACAGAUGUCAGCAGCGUCCAAGCGGCACAUCGCAUGCAGCAGCGCACAUAUCUAGCCCUCUAGUAGACCGGCAGUAGUCUCCCCCUUCCCGGCAAUCACGCAUCUCCGUCCAACCAACGCAGGCCGGCGGCCGUUACGGCCAGGCCCAUAAAUCAGCAACAAGGACGCAGAUACUCUCUCCUAUAGUCUCCUGACUCCCCUCCCCCCUUGCCGCCAGCUAUUUUACUUCGCAGAGCCGCGUCCAGAGGUCGGCUCUGUUGAGGCGCACGCACCGCGCACACGUAUCGUGGCGACUCGCCGACUCGGUGCCGCGGUGCGUAUAGUCAGUUCUCGCACUAGCAGGACGGCGACUAGACGUGGCCGUGGAGCGAACGACGGCGUAGUCUCGCCUGGACGACGGGAGAGCAGAGUCGUCGGCAAUCGGCAUCCUCUCGUCGCCAACCCCCCGGAUGAACUCGCAUAUUCUGUGAAAAGGAAAGACGCGCGUGUAGUCGGUAGAUAAUUAGAUAUAUACAGUGCGCGAGCGAGAGAGAAGAGAAGAGCUGCCGCGGCUGCAGUGUACAGUCGUCCAGUAGAGGGCCGGACGCAGUCGAGCGUGUAUGUGCUUGUAUAUAUAUUCGUAUAUAGCACAGUGUUGUACAGCACGCAAGGGAGAGAGAGAGAGAGAGAUAGAGCAACAUGACCGGCUGGCUGGUUCUUUAGUGCGCGCGCGAUCACGGCUGAGCCGCGACCAGGUGCUGCUGUUGCUCUGCUCUUCCUCUCGACGACCGGAGAGAGAGGGAAAUAGUGUCCCCAACGGCCAUCGCCUCUGUGUACUUGAUCGCAGGACGAGCGUCGCCGCCGCGGCCGCCGACGCCGCGUCUUCUCGGCGAGCGACAGAGAUAGAGAAGGACGCGGAAGUGCAUCGGAAGCGCGCGUGUGGUAGUAUCACAUAUACACGUAGUGCGCGACGACGAGUGCGUGCGGAUCGUCCAGCACGUACGUAAGUACGCCGAGCCUGUGUCCGUGUGUGCGUACGGCUGCAGAACGAAGAGAGCCAGCGAGCGCGCAAGGGAGGGAGAGAGAAUAUAGCCAACACAUAAUGAAAAUGGCGGUGUGACUGCGCGCCGAGCGGAGCGACUCUACUACUACACUACUACUGCUGCUAGUAGUCGCCGCUGCCGCUAGCCGCCGCCGUGUCAGCGGACCGACCGAAGCAAUAGCUGUCGAGUGUGUUGCGUGAGGAUGCGACUUGGUGCGUUGAGCGGAGCAACGGCGCCGGGGACACGUGUGUGGAGUUGCUGCUGCACUGCUGCUAUUACUGCUGAGGGGACGACGCGCGAACGAGGCCGCCCUGUCGUGGACCAUUGCCAGAAGCUGCGUUGCACGUAGCCAAUAACUGGACUGGCAUCACAGGCAACUUGUGAAAAUAUUUUCUACCGCAGUAGCGAGUGAUUUUGUAUGCUCCAUAACCUGUUAGAGACUGUUGAUAAUCAAAAGGCAACGCAAUGCCAGACAGUGCUUUUAGAGAAGAGCAAGUCAACUGGUUGCGCUGAAAGAAUCUUGACUUUCGAAGAAGGAGAAAUAUUAAAUUGUGUACUGUGUACAUGUGAAAAAACGAAAACCGCCGAUUAUUCUUCAUGCCGAUGCCGGCCGAAUAUCACGAGAAUCACGGUAACCACGAGAACGCCAAUUACGCUCUCGGGGCCUUUCAAGACGCCAACAACAUGACGGCCAACAUGUAUCGAGUGGGAGACUAUGUCUAUUUUGAGACAUCAUCGACGUCCCCGUACCAGAUACGAAGGAUAGAGGAGCUGAACAAGACGGCCAGCGGAAAUGUGGAAGCCAAGGUGAUGUGCUUCUUCAGGCGGAGGGACUUACCUUCGACCCUGAUUAUGCUCGCCGACAAGCACCAAUUGGCGAGCGCGGCCGAGCAGCAGCGUUCGGACUCGCCGGGUCAGAAGCUACUGGAGAAUCCCGAGAGCUGUGGUGGUGGUGCUAAGGAUAUGAGCUCCGCAGCCAAAGUGCCGAUGAGCAAAGGCGGAAAAGGCGGAUGGCUCAAGGCACCUCUUUCCGAGGCCCACGAGCCCCACGGGAUGGAGGAAGGCACGGGCACAGGGACAGGCGGCGGCGGGGGCAACACAGGCAGUGGCGGCGGUGGCGUCGACAGACCUAACGCGAACCUCGGCCCGGGCAUCGGCGGCCUCAGCGAAUUAACGCCGAAGCAACGCCAUCAGAUGAAACACCGCGAGCUCUUCCUGUCGCGGCAAGUCGAGACGAUGCCAGCCACCCACAUACGCGGCAAGUGCUGCGUCACUCUGCUCAACGAGACCGAGUCCCUGCUCAGCUAUCUCAACAAGGAGGACUCCUUCUUCUACUGCCUCGUCUUCGAUCCGGCGCAGCGCACUCUUCUCGCCGACAAAGGUGAGAUCAGAGUGGGCAGCAGAUACCAAGCGGACAACAUAGCGCCGGCGCCGCUGACGCCGGCGGAACGCGAGGCGGACCCCCGUCGGCUGCAAGACCUGGAGACGCUCGUCUGGACGCCGCGACACUCGAUCACCGACAGGGAGAUCGACCAGUUUCUCGUGAUAUGCCGCUCGGUCGGCACCUUCGCCCGAGCCCUCGACUGUUCCUCCUCUGUCAAGCAGCCCUCGCUCCACAUGUCCGCCGCUGCCGCCUCCAGAGACAUCACCCUCUUCCACGCCAUGGACAACCUGCACCGAUACAACUACGACAUGUCGAAAGCCAUGUCCUGCCUCGUGCCCAACUCCGGACCCAUGCUCUGCAGAGACGAGAUGGAGGAGUGGAGCGCCUCCGAGGCGAACCUCUUCGAGGAGGCUCUUGAAAAGUACGGAAAGGACUUCUCCGACAUCCGCGCGGAUUUCCUCCCGUGGAAGACCCUGAAGAACGUGAUCGAGUACUACUACAUGUGGAAGACGACGGACCGCUACGUGCAGCAGAAGCGCGUCAAAGCCGUGGAGGCCGAGAACAAGCUCAAGCAGGUUUACAUACCCAACUACAAGAACCAGAGCGGCCCCGGCACCGGUGGCGCGUCUAUUAUGGCCGGCGGGGCGAGCAUCAUCCCCAUCGGCAACGCCAACAGCAAUGUGAGCAGCAACGGCAAGGCCGCGGUCAGCAUACUCAACGGAAGCAGCAACGGAAAUAUCGCCGAUGCGGCGAUGCUCAUGGUCGCAGGGAACGGCAAGCCCUGCGAGAGCUGCCAAUCGAGCCAGAGCCCGCAGUGGUACGCGUGGGGAUCGACCCACUUGCAGUGCCGACUUUGCCAGGCCUGCUGGUCAUACUGGAAGAAGUACGGAGGACUCAAGAUCCCAACUCGAAUGGACGACGUCGACGCUGAUCGCAAGCGCAGCGGAACUGGUUCCGACGAGGAGGGCAAGGGCAUCGGCGGCACUCACAGACCACAUCGCUGCAGCAUCCCCUCGUGCGGCAAGGAGUUCAAACUCAAGGCUCAUUUGAGUCGCCACUAUGCCAGCGCCCACGGAGUUGAUCUUCGUGGUAAUCCCGGACCAGGCGGUGUAGCCGCUGGCAUCGGAGUCGGCGUUGGCCUUGCAGCUGGCGGCGGAGGAUCGCCGCGACCCGUGAUGAAGACGCGCUCGGCGUUUUACCUACGCACUUCGGCGCUAGCUCGCGCUGCCCGCCGACUCUGCGCCGCUCAGCUGCGUACCCGACACGCAGCUCGAGCACCCCACCAACCCGUAAACGCGGCACCACUCCGCCACCUCUGCGCCUCGCCGCAGCUAGCAAGUAAAACUCCCGCGGAGCUGCGCGUCCUGGCGCGCGCCCUCAGACCCCGUGCUCGACCUCGUGUCACCGACAUCGCUACACGUCUCGGUGACCAUCCUCAGCCUAAGACACCCGGCGACUGGGACUGGCUCCAGCUCACCGCGCCUGGACAGCGCAAACAGCCGGAUCGCGUGUCGUUCCCUCGCCCACCCAAGGCACCUGAUGGUAGCCUCCUCUAUGAGAGAAUCCCCAACAAGCCUGAAGUUGAUCGGCUUCCCGUCACACCUCCAGUUCAACCCGCAUUACAGACGCAACAAAAUCUGUUGAAACGCCCAAGGCCUGCUUUCGAUGAAAUUAACGGCGCAGACUGUAUACCACUGAAUUCGCUGUCGAGUGGCCAACCGCUGCCGAAGAGGGCCAAUCAUGGUCAACCAAUGCACCUGAACGCUCGCACCCCGAUGGAUCACGCUUCUGGUGCCGUAGUUGCGGGCGCGAGCCCUGCGACGGCAGCGGGUGUGCUACCGCCUUUGGUCACGCCACUCAACGGACGUGCAGCUCAUCCACAUGGGCUACCGCCUCAGGCCCAGAUGUCGCGCAGCAACGCGCGAAAGCAAGUCAUGUCCUGGAUGGACGCACCGGAUGACGUCUACUUCCGCCCCACAGAGCAGAUUAAGAGACUUAGAAGAAGCUUAACCUCGGUAGAGGUGCGACGAGCGGCUCGCAAACCUUGGCGCCUGCUGAGUGUGCCCCAACGAGUAGCGCGACCUGACGACAUGGUAGUCAUCCUCGACUGAACGCGGCGCGAUCCCCCUUGUCCGGAGAUCCUCGCUGUACAAUAGCAUCAAGCUAAGUAAUGAAGCAGGACUAGCCAGUAUAUGAGCGUUGAAAGCAUAAAAGACAUCAACAAUUAAUGAAGAUCCGUCAAUCUAUUCGAGAGCCAAGCUUUUUGCGCAAGCUUUUACGGCAACACGGAAGAUGGGUAUCGGACAUGAACAAAUGAAGAUGCGAGCAAUAGUGCAGCAUUAUGUGAAGACACAAGGAGAAUAAGAAGAUGAUGAUGAAGAUGGAAAUUAAACAAAAUAAAAAUGAUGAAUAAUGACGAUUAACUCUGGAGAAAUAAGUGUCGAUUCCUCAAUUUUAAAACGAAACCGAGUCAUUCGCCGUGCAUCAUGAUUUUCUAUUCGUAUCAAUUAUAUAUUAUUGUUAUUAAUAAUAAUAAUUAUUAUUAAUUAAAUGUACAUAUGCAUACGAGCGCCACACACAAGCAUACACACAGCCGCGGGCACACGUACAUACAGAAAAAGAAUGAAAAUGAAAAAAAUAACAACGGGGCUGGGUAUUCUACUUGAAGUGGUUCACACAGGAGUUUGAUAUGUUUUCUUUAUCCUCGUCUCUACUUUCUCUUCAAUCAUUAUUGUAUAUUACGAAAUAAUACUUAAGCGUCAUUCAAUUUUGUUAAAAAAAAUCAACUGAGUAUGUUUAUUUACUUUAUGUAUGUUUAGAAGGUUGGUUCAUUGACAGAUGAACAAAUCGAGUUAGUGUAGUAUUUUGUUUAAGUAUUUAUGAACGUGUAAGCGUAUACCUCUUACUUUAUACAAAAAAAAGAUUUUAAAAAAAUUGAAAAAAAAAUUUAUAUUCUUUAAAAAUCUCGACAAUAUGUAGUUCUCCUGUAACUGUUUUGAGUAAGUGCCUGGUUCUGUACAUAAUGAUAUACAUACAUGCAUACAUAGUGAAAGAAAGAUAUGAGAAACAUUGACAAGGAAAAACGUUAGUGUUGUAAGAGCGUACGCAAGGAUGAUUCGCAAUGAUGUGUCCGAGCUGCGAUGAGGUGCGACGUUCAAAAAAAAGAAACUCAAAGAAAUUGUCGAAUGAAUUGUAUUAAUGCCAAGCUCGCCGAUCCGUGUUUACACUAGACGAAUGCGCGCGACUACGGUAAAGCGAAGAUUGUGCGAAAGAGCGCGAGAGAGCAAAUGAGUGAAAGAAUGCUCACUGUGAAUAUUUUUAUUAAAUUUUCAAGUUUGAUGACUUCCGUCGCAACAAUUAAUAAAUAAACUAAGUAUAAAUGGGAA
This is a messenger RNA of Nasonia vitripennis (jewel wasp), 5982 nucleotides long. It is a transcript of the gene MTA1-like, whose product is annotated as metastasis-associated protein MTA1. Gene Ontology annotation, molecular function: sequence-specific DNA binding; histone deacetylase binding; chromatin binding. Lineage: Eukaryota; Metazoa; Arthropoda; Insecta; Hymenoptera; Pteromalidae. Gene Ontology annotation, cellular component: NuRD complex; nucleoplasm. The transcript has 11 exons. Gene Ontology annotation, biological process: negative regulation of transcription by RNA polymerase II. The record is from RefSeq and is a predicted model, not a curated record. Bases 1810 to 4707 code for a protein of 965 amino acids.